Arabis nemorensis is the source of this 231-nucleotide messenger RNA. The record is from the annotation of a GenBank genome assembly. NCBI's taxonomy places the organism in Eukaryota, Viridiplantae, Streptophyta, Magnoliopsida, Brassicales, Brassicaceae.
AUGAGUCUUCUGCUCUCAAAUCUCGAGUUGGAACUACUAGCAGAUUCAGAGGAUGCUUCCAUUGUGGGAAGACAGUUUUGGGUUGAACCUACACGAUAUGGAAGGGUAUGGAUGACUAAGAAGGAUCUUUAUGGAAAGAUGUCUGCAGAAUCAGAACAACUCAACUACAAGAAAGUGUACUCUAGUUUUAACAAAUGUGGUCGAAUGAGCUACCAUGGAAACUUUACUUAA